AUGAAAAACGAUUCUGACAUGUAUUGGUCGUUGGGUUAUGCCAUUUUAUCAUAUUUGAAAUUUAAUGCUCAUGAAACAGAAAUUUCAUCUUCAGAAUUUGAUUCAGCUGACAUAAUAAAAUUUAUCGAAAAUCUUGACGAACAUCCAAGUAUAGAAAAAUUUCCAAUUCGACCAACAACCGCAUCAGAAAAAGAUCGAUGCCCCUCAUUGAUACGUCUAAUCCAGCUGAGAUGUGUUUGUCGUUCGCCUACCAUUACUGACACAUCUGAGUUCUAUAUUUGUAAAAAAGAUCGAUGUUAUAUGCGUGUUCAUACAAGCUGUAUGGAAGAUCACGGUAGAUUGAACCAUUUACAAAUAUUACAUCUUCAAAAAUAUACAAAUCCCGAUGAAGAUCUGAAUGACUUGACCUCGGAUAAAAAUAUUGAAUCCACUGAGCCUAUUGAGGAACUUCAACAACCGAGACGUAGUAAAAACAAGACAAAGUCGUCAAUAACAAUUUUGAGAGAGAAAAAAAACGAAGAACCACUCGAAAAACGAAUAAUUACCUCUCCCACUAAAUCACAGUUUACCAAAACUUGGACUCAAAAUUAUGAGUAUGAUGCAGCGUCCGGUGAAGCAACAGAUAAUUUUUUCUUUGAUGAGCAUCAGUCGAGUCCUCAAGUGAUCACAACAUCUUUAAUCUUCGAUAUGGCUAAAACGUGUGGCGAAAAACGUAUAAAAGUAGCAGACUGGUGUUUUCAAUGUGAACUUGAUUGCCUGAUGAGUGACGUUCGGUCGCCUGGUGCAACAAUUCAGCCUGAUGCUUUUAUUAGCCGAUUACGUUAUGUUGAUUCGAAAUAUGUCGUUGGUAUUCAGCAAGAUGCAGAAGAAUUUAUGGCUCAGGCUUUUGUUACAAUGACGUCAAACGAUACAAAAAUCUGCAUGAUAAUGGAACAUCCUAAAACUCUUGAUAUUGGCCCGUUUAUUGUACCAGAAGAUCAGUCACAUUCGUCAUCACGUUACACACUCUAUGGAAUGGUAGUACAUCAGGGACUUUCGAUAGAUAGUGGUCAUUAUUAUACCUAUGUUAAAAGUAAUAAAGCCUGGAAGUUAAUCAAUGAUAAAAAUGUGACUGAUAUGAAUAUGUCUGAUGUUUUGAAAGCUGAUAAACUACCGAAUGACUCGACUUCCAUGGCAUACUCAAAUGCUUAUAUUCUGUGUUAUGAACAACAGACAGAUGAGAAUUUCGAAAUGGACUGUACAACUGAAUAUACAUCUACUACAAAAGAUCAAAAGAAAGAAACGAGAAGUUUGAAUAAUGGAAAUGUGACUGACAAUCAAAAAAAUGAAAAACUGUUUAGUAAUAGUCGUGCUUCAAUUGAAAAUGACAUGGUUAACAAUAUUUUUGAAAGACCUACGAAACAUGGUUUUGACGAAGAAGAAUUAAACAGUGAAGUUACUGAAUCUUCUGAUAAGACAGAUGAACUACCUAUUCGAAUUAAAAUAACAUCGAGUACAUUUCAAAACGAACAUGACAGCGCCACCACUACAAGAUGCAAAGACACUCUGUUGACAACUAAAACAGCUUCUGAUUUACUUGGCGCCAACGUCAAAAAAGCGUUCAAGUGUGUGAUUGAAAAACAUCAUGAAAUUCAAAUGAAUCAGUUCGAUUUGAAAAUACUAUUGAAACAAGAAGAGACAACCGAUAUUGUGAUGGAUGAUAAAUUUAUUGACAUGACACCUGCUGAUGAUGAAUAUGAUGUAUCACAACUUCAUACCAAUGUACCGAAUAUUUUCAAAAUAAAAAAACAAUCAACACAAUUUUCUACUUGGAUCAGUAAUGAAGAAAAUAGUCUAAACUCAGUUGAGUCUUCUAUAAAAAGUGAUAUGGUAAAAAUAUUCGAGAAUGUGUGUCGAAGUGCUGAUAAAUAUGAACUAGUCACUACUAAAUCAACUAAACCAAAGAAAAAGUCAGCUGAUAAUGAGUCUCAGUUAUCUCCAUAUGAAAAGUUUAUUGUUCGAUUUAACAAAUUAUAUAUGGGAACAGUCCACAUGUGGAGCAACAUUCUUCUAGGUGAUUUACAAAGGUACAGAGAUGGAGCCGAAUUAGAUGAAAAUGAUAAAAUUGACCACAUUCAAAGAACAACAGGGUCAAGCGAAAAGAGGAUGUGGUUUCUGAAGAAUAUCGAAUUAAACAAAAAGAUUCACAAGGGACUGGAUAUUGUUAUUGAUGCCAUUUGUAAAGAAACUAUUGCUGUGCAGAGAACUGCCGCUUUGCAAAUGUACACAUCAUUAUCAAAGAAGUACAAAAACAUUGAAGAGCGAUGGAACAAAAAGAAACAUGGGUAUGUUCCAAUUGUUCAAUUGAUGGAAAGAGAGGAGAUUGAAUUUCUCAAUUAA
Messenger RNA from Didymodactylos carnosus, 2379 nucleotides. Lineage: Eukaryota; Metazoa; Rotifera; Eurotatoria; Philodinida; Philodinidae. The record is from the annotation of a GenBank genome assembly.